AUGGUCCGAUCUGCUUUGAAAGAGCUAAAUUGGCUGGUGGAAAAUAAUUCCAGUGGGCUAAUUGUUCCUGAAAUUGGACGCUGUAUUAAUGUAAAAAUCAAAGAAAUCUCUGGCGACACUGCAAUCGUGAAAAGCACGGAUGGAUCGGAUUUGAAGGGAUAUGCGCGGAUAACAAAUAGCGCCGAUCUAAAGGAAACGAUAGAAACAAUGAUAAAAAAUAAAACUCAGUUAAAUGCGAAAGUAUUGCUAAGGAAGAAAAAUUAUGCAGUUGCAGUUGCUGAGUUGGAAAAUGCGGCCUUUGUCGUUUGUAUACCAACGCGGAUGCAUCCGAACAUAAAUCCACAGUAUGAGGAAAAAAUUCGGGAGAUUGGUGAUGUAUGUGCCGUCACACCGAAACUCGUUUUUGAACGAGUCAUAAUUGGGGAAACAAAAAAGGCGAAGAAAGAGGAGGUAUUUUCGAAGAAAUUGAUGAAGUCAAAACCACAGGAGAUGAUGACAGACAUAAAAUUGAAACCGUUUGGAAUUUAUCGUGCCAAAGUUAUUGGAAUGUGGCAUCGGGGAGCAGAUGAGUCGCCAUGCGCAGUUGAAUUGCAGUUUCCAGGAAAGAAAAUUGGUCGUUUACACGCAUGUGAAUUUGAUGAGCACUUUCUGGAAGAAUCAUCACAGCCAGCUCGAAACUUCCUGCAAAAAUAUGAAGGCAAAACAGUGACCGUUAAAGUCGUGUGCUUCACGAGGAUAAAAGAAACGAGGACUACAAAGGUUUUACGUGUGGCGGAAUGCACAAUGAAGUCAACAAAAUUGAAGGAAACGAAAAAGAAACAAUCACUGAUGAAUUAUCCACAAACAUAUAUGCAGGGCUCGUUGAUUCCCGUUUUUGUUUGCAAGGGACCACAUAUUGGCGUUGUCAGAGUGGAAGCAUCGCCAUUAUGGAACGGCGUCAUACGGAAACAAAAUUUGCGUGACGAGAAUCUGGCAUGUUUUUAG
Messenger RNA from Gongylonema pulchrum, 984 nucleotides. The record is from the annotation of a GenBank genome assembly. NCBI's taxonomy places the organism in Eukaryota, Metazoa, Nematoda, Chromadorea, Rhabditida, Gongylonematidae.